GGUUACGAUCGACUUCGCCGUCCGCCGAGCUUCACACCGAAGGAAACCCGUUUCACAGGAUGUUUUGGAAGGCGUGAAAUCAGUUUGAAGAUUUAAAGCACCGUGGGCGUGGAGGAAAGAAGAGAAUAUGCGGCCGUCUUCAUUGUCAUGAACACAAAAUAUUUUUAAACCAGAGGUCGUGCAUUGAUUGAUUGAUGCAUUGGUUUUAAUGACUGCAGAUCCUUUUCUGAUUCCUCCUAUUGAUGUUUGUUGUGCACGUGUUCUCGAACUAGAGUGGACGUACAGCAGCAGGAAUUAAACGAGGUAGAAAAAAAAGGUCAGUCAAUGGAGCAAGUCGACAUCUCUGCUGACAGAAACGUCCUGUGCCUGUUUGACGUGGAUGGAACUCUGACGGCACCAAGAGAGAAAAUUGACCCUGAGCUGGAUGAGUUCUUCCAAGCGUUGAGAAGGAAAGUCAAGAUUGGCAUCGUCGGAGGAUCCGACUAUUCCAAGAUCGCGGAACAGCUCGGGGAAGGAGAUGACGUCAUCCACAAGUUUGACUAUGUAUUUGCUGAGAAUGGCACAGUGCAGUAUAAAGAUGGCAGACUCCACUCAACACAAGCAAUCCAAAAUCAUAUUGGGGAGGAGCUCUUGCAAGACCUCAUCAACUUCUGUCUGAACUACAUGGGGCUCAUCAAACUUCCAAAGAAAAGAGGAACGUUCAUUGAGUUCAGGAAUGGAAUGCUCAACAUUUGCCCCAUCGGUCGGAGCUGCAGCUACGAGGAACGAUUGGAGUUCUCUGAAAUUGAUAAGAGAGAAAAAAUCAAGGAGAAAUUUGUUGAUGCCCUCAUGACAGAAUUUGCUGGAAAGAGACUGCGGUUCACCAGAGGCGGCCUUAUCAGCUUUGACGUGUUUCCUGAAGGCUGGGACAAGAGUUUAUGUCUGGAUUUUCUGGAGAGCGAAGGCCUGGACGACAUCUACUUCUUUGGCAAUGAGACGUCAGAUGGGGGAAACGAUUACGAAAUCUUUAACGACCCGCGUACGAUCGGCGUCACUGUCUACUCUCCGCAAGACACUGCCAGGCGGUGUCGGCAACUUUUCUUUGGUGAUCCAUCAUGUGAAUCCUGAUAUUAUUUUACUAGCUCAAAGGACUCUGCUGAGUAUUUGUUAGACUUGCUGAAAAUCAACCAGCGGAUCAGAACAGGUUGGUCUUGUUCUCCAUGUAUAUGAUCGGUGUAUGGGGGAAAAUUUUGAAAAAUAGGACUAAAGAUCCAUGACUCACAAGAUAUAACAGGUAAAGGGUUCCGUAUUCUGUAUAGAAGAUGACUGGAUGGAAGAUAAUGAUAAUGAUACACAUGAUAAACAUUUUCUUCUUAUUAAAUGUUAAAUGUAUCGAAGGAUAACCCUCUACAGGGUGUAAGACAAUUAGUCUUUUCUCCCUCGCUGUGCAAAACAUUCCUUCUAGCUACAAAUGAAUUGAUUCGUUAUCUGCUUUUAUGUUGUUGAUAUUAACUGAAUUUGAAUUUUUAACCUUUGAUUCUACAGUGAAUUCAGCUUCUGUGAUUAAGUCACGGUGCAAAUCUAACAAAUGUGUCUAUUUGAACCCUUUUAAGAAGCUACCGCAUGCUAUUAAGUCAGUCGUCGUGUGUCGUUUAUUUUUAUUGACCAUGGUGUCCAAAAGUUGUUGGUGUCUUUUAUGAAUGACCAAUCAUGGAAUUCGAUUGAGUGCGUCUGCCUCAUGCACGUGCUAAACUGUCAACAUAUUCACAUAUUGAUAACAAGGAGUGUGGGAACUGUAGCCUGCGCUAUAAGAUUUGCAAAGCUGGUUAUAUUUAUUAUUUGAUGACGUACGUAACGAAUGAAUUGCUUUGACAUCAUUUCACUUUACUUCAGAAUUUCAACAACGGUUGUGUUUCCUGUCGGUGUUUUUUUUUUUCGUGCGUGACGCACGUCGAGUUGCCUUACGUAUGAAAUGUGUUCGGCAAAUAAAGCUGCCUUGCCUUCCCUCAA
This is a messenger RNA of Hippocampus zosterae (dwarf seahorse), 1989 nucleotides long. RefSeq names its product phosphomannomutase 1 (gene pmm1). The transcript is spliced from 8 exons. The record is from RefSeq and is a predicted model, not a curated record. The coding region runs from base 325 to 1107 and encodes 260 amino acids. Gene Ontology annotation, cellular component: cytosol. Gene Ontology annotation, molecular function: phosphomannomutase activity. NCBI's taxonomy places the organism in Eukaryota, Metazoa, Chordata, Actinopteri, Syngnathiformes, Syngnathidae. Gene Ontology annotation, biological process: GDP-mannose biosynthetic process; protein N-linked glycosylation; mannose metabolic process.